AUGUACUCAUCUUCGGCAGCCCAAAAGGCCAAACGGCGGACGCACACGCGACCAGAGCUCUCUGACGAACAAAAGCAAGAGAUAAAGGAGGCUUUUGAGCUGUUUGACACGGACAAGGAUGGCUGUGUUGACUACCACGAGCUGAAGGUUGCUAUGCGGGCAUUAGGCUUCGACAUGAAGAAGGCGGAGGUUUUGAAGAUUCUGCGAGACCAUGAUAAGACAGGUCAUGGUCUCAUGGACUUUGAAGAUUUCGCGAAAAUCAUGAGCGAACGAAUAUUGGCACGCGACCCUAUGGAGGAAAUCAGACGCGCCUUCCAAUUAUUUGACGACGAUAACACGGGCAAGAUCAGCCUUCGGAAUCUAAGACGCGUCGCGAAAGAAGUUGGUGACCGGUUAGAAGACGAUGAGCUACAAGCCAUGAUCGAUGAAUUCGAUCUGGACCAAGAUGGGGAAAUCAACGAGCAAGAAUUCUUUGCCAUAAUGACAGACGACGCAUGACGCUCGGCUGCACCCCAUCUCAGCUAUUUCUCGGACAUGUCCCUCACUUUCCAUAAUCUGCACGCAUAUCCCAUCCUCGCAUAUAUCCUCCGUUCUCCCUGUAUAUCGCUGUGUCAUCAUAUAUCUAUUCCCGCUGUUCAUCUUGUAUUAGCAUUCAUGCCUGUACAAUACAGACGCCCUCAUACCAUACACUCUUCCAAUCUCAAUUCAAUAGACUGG
Molecule: messenger RNA, 717 nt
Organism: Laccaria bicolor S238N-H82
Lineage: Eukaryota; Fungi; Basidiomycota; Agaricomycetes; Agaricales; Hydnangiaceae
Product: Ca2+-binding EF-Hand superfamily protein
Exons: 4
Coding region: 1-498 (165 amino acids)
Biological process (GO): spindle pole body duplication
Cellular component (GO): mitotic spindle pole body; half bridge of spindle pole body
Molecular function (GO): microtubule binding; calcium ion binding
Source: RefSeq, a predicted model, not a curated record